AUGGCCAUUGCCACGACCGCCGCCUCCCUCCCCGACUUCAUCAGGGGCGCUGCGCUGUGCAAACCGCGGCGUGGUCGACGCGGUACCAGCGCUCCCCUCCUGGACGCUGCUGCUGGCUCCGGCGACCGCCCGCGUCAGGGCCGUCCCGCCGCGCGCGUGAGGUGCGCGACGACGGUGUCGUCGGUCGCCGCCGCCACCACCACGGCCCUGACGCGCUCCCCGCCCCCGCCGCCUCGGACCGCGCCGGCGCCGGCGCCUGUCCGGACGUGGGGGCCGGCGGAGCGGCGGACGGGCGCGGACAUCCUCGUCGAGGCGCUCGAGCGGUGCGGCGUCGAGGACGUGUUCGCGUACCCGGGCGGCGCGUCCAUGGAGAUCCACCAGGCGCUCACACGGUCGCCCGCCAUACGCAACCACCUGCUACGCCACGAGCAGGGGGAGGCGUUCGCGGCGUCCGGGUACGCGCGCGCGUCGGGGCGCCCCGGCGUCUGCAUCGCCACCUCCGGCCCCGGCGCCACCAACCUCGUGUCCGCGCUCGCCGACGCGCACCUCGACUCCGUCCCGCUCGUCGCCAUCACCGGCCAGGUCCCGCGCCGCAUGAUCGGCACCGACGCCUUCCAGGAGACGCCCAUCAUCGAGCUCACACGUUCCAUCACCAAGCACAGCUACCUCGUCCUCGACGCCGACGACAUCCCCCGCAUUAUCAAGGAAGCCUUCUUCCUCGCGUCGUCUGGACGCCCCGGGCCGGUGCUCGUCGACGUCCCCAAGGACAUCCAGCAGCAGAUGGCCGUGCCGUCCUGGGACACGCCCAUGCGCCUGCCGGGAUACAUCUCACGGCUACCCAAGCCGCCGGCCGCCGAGCUGCUCGACAAAGUCAUCCGCCUCCUCGGCAACGCCAAGAGGCCCGUCCUCUACGUUGGCGGCGGCGGCUGCUCGGCGUCCGGCGACGAGCUGCGCCGCUUCGUGGAGCUGACGGGCAUCCCGGUGACGACCACCCUCAUGGGCAUCGGGAACUUCCCCAGCGACGAUCCCCUCUCCCUGGGGAUGCUCGGGAUGCAUGGCACUGUGUACGCAAACUACGCCGUCGACAACGCCGACCUGCUGCUCGCGUUUGGCGUGCGGUUCGACGACCGCGUCACCGGCAAAAUCGAGGCGUUCGCGAGCAGGGCCAAGAUCGUGCACAUCGACAUCGACCCGGCCGAGCUCGGGAAGAACAAGCAGCCGCACGUAUCGAUCUGCGCAGACGUCAAGCUCGCCCUGCAGGGCAUGAACGCCAUGCUUGAGCACGCCUCCACGCGCAAGAAUCUCGAUUUCAGCGCUUGGCGUUCGGAGCUGGAGCAGAAGAAGAUCGAGUUCCCACUGCGUUACAAAGCGUUCGGAGAAGCGAUCCCGCCGCAGUACGUCAUCCAGGUGCUCGACGAGCUCACCGACGGGGAGGCGAUCGUGGCCACCGGCGUCGGGCAGCACCAGAUGUGGGCGGCGCAGUAUUACACCUUCAGGAGGCCAAGGCACCUGCUCACGUCGGCCGGGCUGGGCGCGAUGGGCUUCGGUCUCCCGGCGGCCGCCGGCGCCGCGGUGGCCAACCCGGGCGCCGCCCUGGUCGUCGACAUUGACGGCGACGGUAGCUUCGCGAUGAACAUGCAGGAGCUGGCGAUGAUCCGCGUGGAGAACCUGGCGGUGAAGGUGAUGGUGCUGAACAACCAGCAUCUGGGCAUGGUGGUGCAGUGGGAGGACAGAUUCUACGAGGGCAACCGGGCGCACACCUACCUCGGCGACCCGGCCGGGAACGACGGCGAGAUUUACCCGGACUUGGUGACGAUCGCUCGAGGCUUCGGCAUCCCUGCUGCUCGCGUGACAAGGAAAGGUGAGGUCCGUGCCGCCGUCGAGGAGAUGAUCGGGACGCCGGGGCCGUACUUGCUGGACGUCGUGGUGCCUCACCAGGAGCAUGUGCUGCCGAUGAUCCCCAGCAAUGGCGCCUUCGGCGAUAUCAUCGUCGACGGUGAUGGCCGGACGUCUCAUUAGUUCUUGUUUUGCACUGUGUUAUGACCGAAGAAACGGGGUAGAAAUAAUGUAAAUGUUUCUUUGUUCAGGGGCUAUUCCGUUUGAAUUUUGUAUGAACCGAAUUGUGUUUCUGUGGAA
Oryza brachyantha (malo sina) is the source of this 2136-nucleotide messenger RNA. RefSeq names its product probable acetolactate synthase 2, chloroplastic. Gene Ontology annotation, biological process: L-valine biosynthetic process. Gene Ontology annotation, cellular component: acetolactate synthase complex. Gene Ontology annotation, molecular function: flavin adenine dinucleotide binding; thiamine pyrophosphate binding; magnesium ion binding. The record is from RefSeq and is a predicted model, not a curated record. The transcript has a single exon. Lineage: Eukaryota; Viridiplantae; Streptophyta; Magnoliopsida; Poales; Poaceae. Bases 1 to 2019 code for a protein of 672 amino acids.